Messenger RNA from Liolophura sinensis, 1126 nucleotides. Its product is annotated as rhomboid-related protein 4-like. Bases 113 to 1111 code for a protein of 332 amino acids. Lineage: Eukaryota; Metazoa; Mollusca; Polyplacophora; Chitonida; Chitonidae. The record is from RefSeq and is a predicted model, not a curated record. The transcript has 4 exons. Gene Ontology annotation, molecular function: serine-type endopeptidase activity. Gene Ontology annotation, cellular component: membrane.
GAGUGCAACACGUGGACGAAGCGUUACCUCCUGAUGCAAUUUCGAUCGCAUCUAAGGAUAUAAUAAGAUAAUGUUUUAAUUCAGUCUCAUUUCCCUUUACAGAUUACAAGACAUGGCAGGCAGAAGACGAGGAACUGAGUUGGGCGUUUUGUUGUUGGGGACGCAGUUACUGCAGUUCGGAGUGGACCGCAUCCCACCAGUCACCCUUGGGACUAUCAUACUCAAUGUUGUGGCAUACUUGUAUUUACCAUUUAGAACUGGACAGACUUGUAUAAGUACUCAGAACGUGUGGAAUCAGUGGGAGUUAAAACGACUGUUAAUCGGGGCCAUUGAUCAUGCCCAUGACUUUCACCUCUACUACAAUAUGGUGUCGUUUUUAUGGAAAGGAACAAGCUUGGAAAAACGUUUCAAGUCUCCGUAUUUUGCUUACAUCUUGGUUGUGUUUACCAUACUAACUGGUGCGACUAUGGUUGGGAUGAAUUCUCUUCUGGCACAGUUAACCCACAACCCAUAUUACAUUCACCAGUGUGCUGUUGGCUUUUCAGGUGUAGUUUUUGCCCUCAAAGUGUUGACGACACAUUACGAGCCUCCAGGAACACGAUAUGUCCUUAACUUCAUACCUGUCCCAUCAAAGUGGGUGUACUGGGCAGAACUAGUGCUAAUCCAGGUGCUUGUUCCUAACGCUUCAUUUACAGGUCAUUUAGCUGGCAUUCUGGUGGGUCUGGCAUAUGUACGAGGACCUCUUAAGCAUAUUAUGGAAAUGUUUAUUCCAACAGCACCUUCAUAUAGAUACACCUCAGGGAGGAGUGGGAAUCGGAGAAGCUCUGAAGAUUAUAGGUCUGGGUACUCCUGGGAUGCCCCUCGACCUCGUCCCUCAGCACCAUAUGAACAGCCGCGGUGGUACCCAGGGGAUACUCGAUUCAGUGGAGCAAGUACUCCAUCCGCACCCAGGGAGGAAGCCUUUAGAGAUGCUCCUUACCCACCCAGUGGGCGCCCCUCUGGGCAGCGACUAUACCCAGAUCUAGAUACAGAGAUGAGUUCUCACCCAGGGGGCAUGACUGAGGAGGAGCAGAUUAGGCUUUUACUGGAGAGAAGCCAGUGGGACAGGUGAACACUGGUACAGAAC